Molecule: messenger RNA, 3105 nt
Organism: Toxorhynchites rutilus septentrionalis
Lineage: Eukaryota; Metazoa; Arthropoda; Insecta; Diptera; Culicidae
Product: transcription factor grauzone-like
Exons: 3
Coding region: 112-1563 (483 amino acids)
Cellular component (GO): nucleus
Molecular function (GO): zinc ion binding
Source: RefSeq, a predicted model, not a curated record
AACAAAAACAAGUUUUCGAUGUUAAAUUUGGAUGUUUGUAUACAGAGGCAAACAGCUGAUAUUAUUGGUGUAUUUUCUACGAACAGCUAGAUCAUACGUUUUUCCAAAGCCAUGGCCGAGGAAUCCGUGCCUGUGUGUUUCAUUUGUCUCCAAGUCUCAUCGGAUGCAGUUCCAAUUAUGGAAGACGCAGGAACCAAUCAAAAUGAGCCAAGUAAACCUUCGUCGGAAGCAUUCUCACGCGGAUCCGUAAUCUCGAAGCACUUCUGGUUUAUGAUGGAGGAUUUACUAGGUGCUAGUAUUUGUUGCAAUUGCUGGUCAAAAAUCGAUGAUUUCCAUCAGUUUUACUGUGCUAUUGAAGAGACUCAUGAACAAAAACUACACUUUUCGAUUUCGUGCGUUAAGGAUGAAUAUGAAGAAUAUGUUGCCCCUGAGACAGAUCAAGGCUCGCAAGAAGCCUUACAUUACACAACUGCUGAUGACCACCAAGAUUACUUCGAUUCCAUCGUUGAAAAAAACGAUGAUGAGAAGGCUGUAACGUGUUCAAUAAAUGAACAAUCGGUAACGGUGAUUGAUACGAAGCUAGCGAAACUACGAAAACGCCGGAAGAAACCUAAACCUGUCGCUAGGAUAGCGAGAAACGAUGAACUGAUAGCCAAAUAUUGCAAUAUGCACUGUGAUCAAUGUUCGCUUGAGUAUACCAACUUCAGAGAAUUGCAGAAACAUUCUGCGUUAGUGCAUCAAACGCGUGCGUAUGUUUUCUGUUGCGAUCGAAAGUUCAACAAUAGGACCCGACUAUUCGAGCACAUCCAGCGACAUUUGAAUCCCGAGCGAUUUCAGUGCGAUCUUUGCAAGCGCAUGUGUGUCGAUAGCGAGAGCCUCAAGAGGCAUAAACUCAAAAUCCAUACUCCAGUCAAUGAGAGACAGUUCAAAUGCGAUAUGUGCCCGAAAGCCUUUGUUAGCAAAAUAACACUUGCUACCCAUAGAAACUACCAUCUAGCUUUAGAGACGAAAGAGUACCCUUGCCAGCACUGUGAUCGAUUUUUCGGAAAUGUAUCUCUUCUUAGAGCACACGAGAAAAAUCAGCACGCUUCAACAUUCGAGUAUGUUUGUGACACGUGUGCUAAAGGAUUCAACCAACGGGGCCCUUUCUUGCGACAUCUCCAAGAACAUGGACCAAAGGCGCCGGAGGAAAAGGUACAGUGCCCGAUUUGUUCCCGCUGGCUGCUGAAAGUGAGCAUGAACAAGCAUAUCGUUCGGCACAAUUCGCCCAGCUAUCGGUGUGAUUUGUGUGGCAAGGAAUCACCCAACGUGCUUGCUCACAAGAGCCAUAUGCGGUUCGCCCAUACGGACGCCAAAUUUGCCUGCACCAUCUGUGACAAAGUAUUCAAGCGAGCGCUGGCACUGAAGGAGCAUAUCGCGGCGCACAGUGGAGAAUCUCUCUACACGUGUCCCUACUGUCCGAAAACGUUCAACUCGAAUGCCAACAUGCACGCUCAUCGGAAGAAGAUGCAUCACCAAGAGUGGCUCGAGACGAAAAUGAAGCGAUUCGCAAAGCAUGAGUGAAUACAGUCAUAGGGCCUGGUUCUCGAAUACACUUCACGGUGGAAACGGAAUGAAACGUAUCCGCGAUGACAACGGUACGGUGUCGACAUCUUAUUAUUAUCAAAUUAUCUUCAGAUGAAAUUUUUGUAUGAGAUUAUUAUAUCACAUGAAGAAAACAAAGUUUCCCACUCACAUUGAAUACCAGUUUGAUACGAAGAAGUUAAUUUUCAUGAAUGUUUUUUUUAUUUGAAAAGUGCUCAUUCUGCCUGAAAACUCAUUAUUAUCUUCGACACUUCACUAACUCGUAAAACGUAGUUCAAUGGCGUGCCGUUUAUUUCGUUUCCACCGUGAAGUGUAUUCGAGAAUCAGUCCCAUAGUUUCGAUUUUUAAUUUUUUGGUAUCAGGACUCAGGACUAUCCAAACGGAAAUACCUCGUUCUGAUUGGUCGAAAUCGAAGAUACAAGCUUCCUCUUGCACUCUCAAUUAUUGCUCAGUCAUUUUUUGAUAGAUUUACAAGAGUUUUGCAUGAAUCAUUUUAGGCACUCCAUAACAAUUAUUUACAGUGAAAAUGAUUAAAAUAAAAUAUUUUAUGACACUACAGGCUUCAAACCCAAGGAGGCUGGGGAAAUCGGCAUUGCAAAUAUUCGCAAGUCUUGGGCAUUUCUAUAUUGCAAGUACCGUUUUGUCUCAUAUUCCGAACACUUAAGCUUUGAUGGGCAUUAAACAGUGUCUCAUUACUCAGAAUGGUACUUUUUCGCGAAAUUAGAUUGAUUUUUGGAUACGAUUGAGCCUUUUUUUUCAUUUAACUGCAAUAAAGCAGAUUUACAAAUACAUAUUCAUGGUAAGAAACUAAAAAAAUGUUUCAUCACAUUUGUCUCAAAUUCCGAACACCAUUUUUGCCACUGACUCAUAUUCCGAACACUUUUGUCUCAAAUUCCGAACAGCGAAAAUGCAUUUUUUUAAAAAAUCAUAACUUUUGAAUUACUCGACCGAUUUUUUUAUCGAUAUAUCAAAUCCAAGCCAAUUAGCUAGUCUUUUUUGGAAAAACAUUAUACUCACAAAAAUUGUAUUUUGUUUUUGUAAUAAGUGAUUUUAUUUGCUUUUAUAGGUUCUAUGGUUCCGCAGCCAGGGGCGCAAUAUUUUUAACAUUUUUUUUCUUGAGAGCUGAGGUUUUUUUCUACAUCUUCUUCUUCUCGAAUGGCGUUAACGUUCCCUGUGGAACUUUUGCCGUCUCAACAUAUGCAUUAACUAGCGUAAUUCAUUAAUACUUAGUUGAGAUUUAUUAAGCCAAAUAACACGCCUUGAAUGUAUUCCGAGGGGCAAGCUCUAGAAUACGCGUGACCACAGUGCAAGUCGAAGGAAAAUUCUUUGACGAAAAAUCCUCCGGCCAGAACGGGAAUCGAACCCGAACACCCGGCAUGAUAAUGUGAGACGCUAACCACUCGGCCACGGGUGCACCUUUUUUUUCUACAUAACAUAUCUAAAAAACAGAGAUGUGAUUUUUUUUUCGUUUUUGAGUUAUGAUUUUUCAAAGUUGAGAUGUUUUGGUUGCGGUAGCUUAUU